Messenger RNA from Darwinula stevensoni, 348 nucleotides. The record is from the annotation of a GenBank genome assembly. Lineage: Eukaryota; Metazoa; Arthropoda; Ostracoda; Podocopida; Darwinulidae.
AUGAAGGAGGAGGUUAACGUCAAGUGGCUGGAUUACAUCUACGAUGCUCCAGUGCUAUUACGCCAUAUGUGGAGCCGGAUGUUCACAGUUGGAGGUUUGAUGCAAAUGUUCAGGCUUCGUCUUGUCAUGUGCACAGUUGGUGCAGUUUUCUACCUGAUCUCUCCUCUGGAUGUCAUCCCUGAAUCUGUGUUUGGUCUUUUGGGCAUUGUUGAUGAUAUCUUUGUUGCCUUCCUUUUUGCCAUCUAUAUCAGUGUUGUUUAUAGACGUUACAUCGCUCAAGGGAUAACUUGGGACAAUGCCUCGAAGCCAGCAGCGGAAGAUAGAAAGCCGACCGUGGAAAGGCUAUGA